This is a messenger RNA of Drosophila miranda, 3136 nucleotides long. RefSeq lists its product as uncharacterized. The coding region runs from base 116 to 2251 and encodes 711 amino acids. The transcript is spliced from 3 exons. NCBI's taxonomy places the organism in Eukaryota, Metazoa, Arthropoda, Insecta, Diptera, Drosophilidae. Gene Ontology annotation, biological process: regulation of transcription by RNA polymerase II. Gene Ontology annotation, molecular function: transcription cis-regulatory region binding; DNA-binding transcription factor activity, RNA polymerase II-specific. The record is from RefSeq and is a predicted model, not a curated record.
ACAUAUUUUUGCUGUUUGCACCAAAACGAAAAUUGUUGUUGCUCUGGGCAAUUUUUUCCGAGCCAAAUUUGAGGAUGCGGCUGGCCCUUCGCUGGACUUUUACGUGUCCGACUCGAUGCAGGACAUGCUGGACGUGGACAUCCGGGCGGAGAUAGCCAGCACAUUGGCUACCUCUAGCGACCUGACCUCGCUGGACCACGCCCUGGAGACGAUUUCGGCCAUCAACAACAACACGAGCAGCGGCAGCAACCUGCCGGUGGCAUACAACGCCAACGCCAAUUUCCUGGCCAGCAGCACGCUGCACUCCUCGCCGACGGCCAAGUGGAUGGGCUCCUCGGCCAACUUCUGGUCGAACACCGACUACUACGCCGAUCUGGGGGCCUGCGUGAACCCCAUUUCGGUGAUGCCGCUGAUCAACUCCGCUGCCUGCUCGGCCUCCUCCAUGCUGGGGUCGCCGCGCAGGGGCAAGGCAGCCACUUCCACACAGUCGCGGGCCGUGCCGGCAUCGCCAUGCGGGGACCGGGACCAGCACAAGUCACAUCUGACCUUCUCGCCGGCCCAGAUGAAGGUCAGCGCUGGAUCGCUGCGCCGGGAGCAAGUGAGCGCACACAUACCCAAACAGAUUUCGGUGGUAACCGGCACCGGGAGCACGGCACCGGCCACCAUGGCCACCAACUCGGUGCUGCAGCGCCGAAACUCCUCGGCAGUGGAUGCAGUGCGCAAGGAUCUGGGCACGGAGCUGCGCAGGGCCCAGUCGCAGUCCAGUCCGUCUGAGGAGGGCGGCAACAAGACCUCAAAGACCUCCUCCAACCAGCUCACCGCCGGAGGCGUCUCCACCAACACGAUCAAGCUGGCGCCCGGCAUCGGGGGCCUAACCUUCGCCAACAGCGCCGCCUACCAGAAGCUGAAGCACCAGUCGUCGGCCAAGUCCCCCAACGGUUCGUCCCCGAGUUCGGGCAACGGCAUGGUCCUGAAGCGGGAGGAGGCCUCCAAGCGCGGCCUGCUGCAGCAGGGGAGCACCACACCAAAGAGCAUCGCCUCGGCGGCCCAUUCGCCGCACCACCAGAUGCAGAGCAUGGGCUCGCCAUCGUCCGGCUCGUCGCUGGCCUCCUCCUCGCCGCUCAGCAAUGGCAGCAACCUGGUCAACAUCGCCAACAACAGCAGCGGCAGUGCUGGUCUCGUCAAGCCGCUGCAGCAGAAGGUCAAGCUGCCUGUCGUGGGCAGCGCCUUCCCCAAGCCGGCCUACUCAUACUCCUGCCUCAUCGCGCUGGCCCUGAAGAACUCGCGGGCCGGCUCGCUGCCCGUCUCGGAGAUCUACAGUUUCCUGUGCCAGCACUUUCCGUACUUCGAGAAUGCGCCGAGUGGCUGGAAGAACAGCGUGCGGCACAAUCUGUCGCUGAACAAGUGCUUCGAGAAGAUCGAGCGCCCGGCCACGAAUGGCAAUCAGCGCAAGGGCUGCCGCUGGGCCAUGAACCCGGAGCGCAUCACCAAGAUGGACGAGGAAGUGCAGAAGUGGUCGCGCAAGGAUCCACAGGCCAUACGCUGCGCCAUGGUCUAUCCGGAGCACCUGGAGUCGUUGGAGCGCGGCGAGAUGAAGCACGGAUCGGCCGACUCCGAUGUGGAGCUCGAUUCGACGUCGGAGAUCGAAGAGUCCUCCGAUCUGGAGGAGCAGGACUUCGACGACACCCUUGUGGAUGCGAUGCUCGUUGAGGAGGACGAAGAUGUCAUGGACGAGGAUGAGGACGACGAUAUGCUGGGCGAAUUCGAGGCCGAGGAAGAGCUACUCGCCAGCCACUCCGCUGCCAGCCAGUCGAGCCAUCACCUGCCCCUUCACCACGUCCUGCUCGGCCAGAAGAGCAACGACUUUGACAUUGAGGUGAGUUUGGAAAGGCACCUGGUCGAGAAGUCUUCGUUGCUAUACGAGAAGGUCGACGAACAACUGUACGAUGCCAUCGACAUCGAGGACGAUAAGGAGGCAGUGCGCCGCGCCAUAGCCAGUGGCCAAGGCACACACAUCAUCGAGCUGAAUCCGGCCGAUCUGAAUGCGAACCACAACGGCUACCACCACCAGCAGCAGCAGCAGGCGAAGCGUGCGCGUCUGGACAUCAACUAUGCCAUCGGUCCCGCCGGCGAGCUGGAGCAGCAGUAUGGCCAGAAGGUGAAGGUGCAGCAGCUGGUGCAGACACAGGCGCAGCCACAGCCGACCACAUACAAUCGCCGCAAGAUGCCGCUGGUCAACCGCAUCAUUUAAAGGGGCAAAGCCCAAGCCGCCCCGCUCUCUUCGAUUUGCACAAACCACAUACCAUGCAGCACCACAGUAGUAGCCAUGGAUGUGGCACGCACACCCACACACACGCGCAUAAUUAAACAGCAUACACUUAGUGCUAGGCCCACGCGUCAUAGUAUAGGAAAGAAGCCCCCUUGCUACGCUUAAACGUAUCCCUAAGAACAUUUUCGGUAAUCAUUUGUCAGUUGUACCCGUGCCCAAUACCCAUCUAAACUGAUUGAAAAUCAGAAUUUAUACAUUUUAUUACUUUGGAGAUCUCAUUUCUCUCCAGUUAAGCUUACUUUGAAUCUUUUUGUAGUCCUUAUUAAUCUGUGGUCGAUUUUCGAAUAAAUCUAUGCCAAUAAUUGUAAAGGAUUGCUCGAAAGUUUUGCCCCAAUCGCAACUCUGUCUUGAGUCUUGACGCUUGAGCAGUAGAAAGAAACUCUCAACCAAGUGAAAGUCUCAGUAGUUAGUCCUGACCCUGAACCUCUGACGAUGCAUAAAGCUAUUUGUAAUGUUAAUUUUUUUCCAAUUUUGAAUAAUUUAUCUCCCUUGACCUGACCCCCGUUGACCACAAACACCCUGACAAACGUGAAGAUUUCAUACUCCAUUAAACUUAACGAAACUUGACGCAGUUAUUAUAUAGAAUAUAGAUUAUUGACAAUGUGCAACACAACAACACACAAAAACAAAAACAACAACGAUUUUUGGACAACGAAAUGGGAACAAUAUGUUCGCUUUUCCACCUUUUGUUAAUCUUUUGUACCCGAAAUGUGACAAUUUGCAGCAUUUGCAAGCAUUUUUCAGCCGAUUCCGAAUCCGAAUUCCAACUUUAAGUUAGGUAAUGUUGUAAAAAAAAAAAAAACAAAA